GGGCCUCGUGAUCGUGCAGCUCGCCAUCACGUGCGUCGCCAUGUCGACGCCGCUGUUCGAGCGGCGGCUGACCGGCUCCAUGGCGCUGCUGCUCGACUCGCUCGGCUUCGACUUCAGCGGGGCGUACACGAUGGUCAACCUCGGCCUGCUCUCCGCAGAGGCGGGCGGCUGGGCGCUGCUCAUGUCCUCCACAUUUUGGGUCUUCAUCGUCAUCUGCCCGCUGCUGCGCGGCGCCUCGCUGCUGCUGCUGCUGCUGCGGCCGAUGACCGUCGCGGCGGCGCAGAGGCUGCACGCCCGCUCGCGUGCCGUCUCGUACUAUUACGCUCUCGAGGUGAUGCUCGUGGCAGUGCCGCUCAUCGGCACCACCAUCGAGCCGAUGACGGCGACCCUCUUCACGCCGUACAACACGCCCAUCUGCAAGGACAUCACCACCGCCUUCCCCAACCCGCCCGGCACCGACCCGCCCGACCUGUGCUUCACCAUCUCCGUCGUGCCCUCGACGGGCUACUUCUCGGUCGCCGCCGCCGUGGUGGUCUUCCUCCUCUCCGGCUUCGACGGCUCGCCCACGCACAAGUACCUGCACCGCCUCCUCCACCCAGGAGACGAGCCGCCGCCCUACUGGCCGCGCUGCGGGGCGGCGCGAUGACGGCGGAGGGAGAGGCAGAGGGAGCACAUGCUGCUGAGCUGAGCUGUGCGUGGUGCUGCGCGCAUUCCCACUGUGCCAAUUGUUUUUGCAGAUGCAUAGUACUACGUCUACGAGCUGUGCAAUAGACCGUUCCUCCUGACUCUGUGACUGUCAUAUC
Messenger RNA from Emiliania huxleyi CCMP1516, 803 nucleotides. RefSeq lists its product as hypothetical. Bases 41 to 646 code for a protein of 201 amino acids. Lineage: Eukaryota; Haptophyta; Isochrysidales; Noelaerhabdaceae. The record is from RefSeq and is a predicted model, not a curated record. The transcript has 5 exons.